This is a messenger RNA of Rhizophagus irregularis DAOM 181602=DAOM 197198, 755 nucleotides long. RefSeq lists its product as uncharacterized. Gene Ontology annotation, biological process: superoxide metabolic process. Lineage: Eukaryota; Fungi; Glomeromycota; Glomeromycetes; Glomerales; Glomeraceae. Gene Ontology annotation, molecular function: copper ion binding. The record is from RefSeq and is a predicted model, not a curated record.
AUUCACGAUAAUUAAUUUUUAAAUAUAUUAUACAUUCAUAAUGACUAUUAAAGCUGUUGCAGUUUUUACUCCUGAUAAACCAUCUAUCAAAGUAGGUGGUACUAUUACUUUCAUUCAGGAAAGUGAAAAUGGGCCCACGGAAAUUGAUAUUAAAAUUGAAGGAUUAGCUCCUGGUGAACAUGGAUUCCACAUCCAUGAAUUCGGUGAUAACACGAAUGGAUGCACUUCAGCUGGACCUCAUUUUAACCCAUUCGGUAAAACUCAUGGAGCUCCUAAGGAUGAUGAUCGUCACGUUGGCGAUUUGGGUAAUGUUACUGCUGGCCCGGAUGGUAAAGUUGCUACUAAAAUUACUGAUGACCAAAUUAAAUUAAGUGGUCCCAACUCUGUAAUCGGACGUACUAUCGUUAUUCAUGCUGAUGUUGAUGACCUUGGUAAAGGUGGUCAUGAACUAUCUCUUAAAACUGGUAAUGCGGGUGAUCGUCUUGCUUGUGGUGUUAUCGGUAUCACCAAAUAAAUUACAUACUAUACACAUAUAUUUAUAUUGUAUAUUAUAUAAAAAGGUAUAGCCGGGCCACCAGAAGAACGAUCAUCACCAAAAUAUUAUUUUAGGAGUGAACUGUGAAGAAAAAAUUCAUUUUUUUUUUCAAUUUUUAUUGUAGCCAAUAUUUUGUAAUAAUUGUAUGUAUAUAUCUUAUUGCGUGUUUCUUUUUAUUUUGGAAAUAAAUUUGAGUGAUUAAUUUGAAAAGAACUAACAA